Molecule: messenger RNA, 222 nt
Organism: Penicillium antarcticum
Lineage: Eukaryota; Fungi; Ascomycota; Eurotiomycetes; Eurotiales; Aspergillaceae
Product: cytochrome b-c1 complex subunit 9
Exons: 5
Coding region: 1-222 (73 amino acids)
Biological process (GO): mitochondrial electron transport, ubiquinol to cytochrome c
Source: RefSeq, a predicted model, not a curated record
AUGGCCGGCCUCGCAAACGUUCUCUACUCGCACGUCUCCCCUCCCUCGACCUUCAUCCGCAAGAACACUGUUCUGCUGACUACCGCCUUUGCCGGUGCCUUUGCCUUCGAGCUUGGCUUCGAUAUCACCUCCAACAAGAUUUGGGACUCCUGGAACCAGGGCCGCCAAUGGAAGGACAUCAAGCACCGCUACAUGGUUAAGGAGGAGGAGGAUGAUGAAUAA